AUGAGCAAACUUCUCAAACUAACUUCAAUCGCGUGCUUGACCUCGACGCUGGCCGGUGUUUCCUACCUGUACAUGGUUGACAGAAAUGGAUACCACUAUCAAAAUGCAACAUGGAAGCGAAUGUCUGACCAUGUUCAAGGGAUUUUGGACCGCAAAGACGACCUUGUAGUGCAUCAAAGAGGCCAAAACGCUCAGGAGGUGGUUAUCAGACCUCUAGGCGAGACUUUGAAAGAUAUGUGGAACGCGCAAAUCAGAAGCGCAGUCGAUUGGACGUACUCUUGGGGUAAAUGA
Lachancea meyersii CBS 8951 is the source of this 291-nucleotide messenger RNA. Lineage: Eukaryota; Fungi; Ascomycota; Saccharomycetes; Saccharomycetales; Saccharomycetaceae. The record is from the annotation of a GenBank genome assembly.